Quercus robur (English oak) is the source of this 1674-nucleotide messenger RNA. RefSeq names its product protoheme IX farnesyltransferase, mitochondrial. Gene Ontology annotation, biological process: heme biosynthetic process. The transcript has 7 exons. The coding region runs from base 158 to 1426 and encodes 422 amino acids. Gene Ontology annotation, molecular function: protoheme IX farnesyltransferase activity. NCBI's taxonomy places the organism in Eukaryota, Viridiplantae, Streptophyta, Magnoliopsida, Fagales, Fagaceae. Gene Ontology annotation, cellular component: mitochondrion; mitochondrial membrane. The record is from RefSeq and is a predicted model, not a curated record.
CAUUUGCUGUAUCUUGACUGUUGUUUGCGGUUGAUGAGGAGAGAGAGUAGCAGCAGCCAGCUAGGAAAGUGUGAAAUUGGAGUCUGAAAGUUUGUAGAUCUAUCUGCUACCUAAAAACUAAACCGCAGUGUUUUGGUACAAGGCCAAGGCCAAAGCCAUGUGGAGGAGGGGGAGCUCACUGAGUUUGACUCUUCAUCAGAGUUUGUGUUCUUCUUCUUCAUCCAAACUCCCCAACUCUCAGCUCCACUCUUCUUUCUUUUCUUCUUCAUCUUCUUCUUCUUCAGCCCCAAACUCCUUGGACCUGGGGUUUCCGAAACCCGAUGUCGCACCGCCCUUCUCGGCCUCCGUCAAUAUCUCGUCUCUCGCCUCCACAACUCGCCACUACGCUCGCUGCUACUGGGAGCUCUCCAAGGCUCGCCUCAGCAUGCUAGUUGUUGCUACUUCUGGGACGGGAUUUGUCCUUGGGAGUAGAAGUGCCGUUGAUUUUGCGGGACUUUGUUGGACUUGUGCCGGUACCAUGAUGGUUGCUGCAUCUGCCAGCUCUUUAAAUCAGGUAUUUGAGAUUAAGAAUGAUGCCAAAAUGAAGAGAACAAGGCUAAGACCACUACCUUCAGAGCGCAUUACUAUACCCCACGCAGUCACCUGGGCAUCUACUGUUGGUUUAGCUGGAACUGCUUUAUUGGCAAGCAAGGCUAACAUGUUGGCGGCUGGGCUGGCAGCUUCCAAUCUGAUUCUGUAUGCCUUCGUCUACACUCCUAUGAAGCAGAUCCACCCAGUCAAUACAUGGGUUGGGGCUGUCGUUGGUGCCAUUCCACCACUUCUUGGGUGGGCUGCAGCUUCUGGCCAGGUUUCUCUCAAUGGAAUGAUUCUUCCAGCUGCUCUCUAUUUUUGGCAGAUUCCCCAUUUUAUGGCCCUUGCCUACAUGUGCCGUGAUGAUUAUGCUGCUGGCGGGUUUAAGAUGUACUCUCUUGCUGAUGCUUCUGGUCAGAGAACUGCCUUGGUGGCUUUAAGGAACUCCCUGUAUCUGAUUCCUUUGGGGUAUUUAGCGUAUGAUUGGGGUGUGACUUCUGGAUGGUUUUGUCUUGAAUCAUCAGUCCUUACUCUUGCAAUAAGUGCUGCAGCAUUUUCAUUCUAUAGAGAUCGCACUGCACAAAAAGCUAGGAGGAUGUUUCAUGCUAGCCUUCUAUAUCUUCCUGUAUUCAUGACUGGGCUUCUAGUUCACCGUCUCCCUGAUAAUGAACAAUGUAUCAAAGAAGACAAUUCAGCUGAGAUUUUAUCUUUCUUGGAAACUAAAGAUGAAGAAAGUGAAAACCUUAAUGAGAAUGAGGUGAUGCGAUCCAGAGUCAGGAAACAAGCACGCCCACCUGUAGCGUAUGCCUCUGUUGCACCAUUUCCAUUUCUGCCUGCACCAUACACGGUUCCUUGAUGUAUUUUGCUUCUAGAUUUUUUUGGUUACAAUCUGUAAUAAAAAGGUGGAAAUGUUCCCUUGUAAAAAUCAAUCUGACCAAAUUUUUGAGGGGUUUUUUUGGGUCAAACUCUAUGGCAAUUUAUGAAGUUGAGAUUUGUUAUAUAGCUUUUAAUGUUAUGCUCUUCAACAUUGACAUUUGAGCAACGAAUUUUUAUUUGAAAUAAACUGUGAAAACAAAGCAAUUGAUCUUGAUUUGGGUAGAACAA